Messenger RNA from Branchiostoma floridae (Florida lancelet), 450 nucleotides. RefSeq names its product WD repeat-containing protein 41-like. The record is from RefSeq and is a predicted model, not a curated record. Gene Ontology annotation, biological process: regulation of autophagy. The transcript has 3 exons. Gene Ontology annotation, cellular component: lysosomal membrane. The coding region runs from base 133 to 450 and encodes 105 amino acids. Gene Ontology annotation, molecular function: protein binding. NCBI's taxonomy places the organism in Eukaryota, Metazoa, Chordata, Leptocardii, Amphioxiformes, Branchiostomatidae.
CGCAGUCAGCUGUUCGCUGCGAAAGUUGGGGAAAAGUGAAAAGAAAACUUGUAUUACAGUUAACAGUUGUUUUCAUGCGUUACCAGUUGGCUCACUGGGCAAAGGAUAAAGUUUUUAGCUCGUGCUUCAACAAUGUCCACGUUAGUGAAACGGCUUCUUCGGUCAAGCGAUGAUCUGGCUGCCAAAGGAGAACUAGCAAAAGAGGCAGAUGUACCCAGCAUAGGAGAACACCAACCCAGGAACCCCUACACAGAGAUCCAGGUACUGCAGAAUCACACUGACAUCGUACGGCUGCUACAUCUGGUAGACUCUUCCAGAUUUGUGUCCGCAGGUGAUGAUGGGACAGCGAUACUCUGGCACACACAGGUACAUCAUGUUAGUUUUGAGUGUGCUAUCAUCAUGCGUAGGGCAGCACCCAUCUCCCUUUCAUUUAGUCCUAAGCCACAAUAG